This is a messenger RNA of Chelonus insularis, 1043 nucleotides long. RefSeq names its product pasiflora 1 (gene pasi1). NCBI's taxonomy places the organism in Eukaryota, Metazoa, Arthropoda, Insecta, Hymenoptera, Braconidae. Bases 126 to 635 code for a protein of 169 amino acids. The transcript is spliced from 5 exons. The record is from RefSeq and is a predicted model, not a curated record.
CAUUGAUAAUUAUGUGAUGAUGCCGUUCUAACCAAUGAUCUAAACUGGGUGCGGUUAAACAAAAAUUUGUUGCAGUUGCAUUAAUUUAAAUAACAGUUAGAUAUUUUUUAUUAACUAAUUGAAAAAUGGUUAAAAUAAAAUCAUGUUGGUCGCCCAUUAUAUGGACCAAUAAUCUUAAAACUGGAUGUAAAGCUAUUGCGUUUUACAGUGCAGCUUUGUGUAUAAUUAUUAUAACCUUUAUCGCUUACCAAAUUGCGGGUGGAGAUUCUACGCAGCUUUAUAGCCCACUUUUUGAAGCUGAUGUAAGAGGAUCUCUACCUGCUGCUGGUACGUUUCUAAUCGUCUAUUUCUUUUUGAUGAUUGUUAGUUCUGGAUGUAUGGUAAUCGGCUUGAAUGAGGGUGUUCGAGGAUGGAUGUUACCAUGGCUCAUAAUGUGGUUCAUUUUUUGUGCAUUCCAAUUAACUUUUGGAUUAUGGCUAUUAGGAGGCUACUAUAUUUACCUACAAGUGGUCUUGCCAACUUUUUUAAACUGGUUAUGGAUGGGUUAUAACUUUUACUGUUGGCUAUGUGUUCUAUCAAUGUACAAAAUAUUUGAGGAGCUGCAAUCACCAAAUAUUGAACUAUUGUUACCUUGAUUAUCACUUCUCUGUAAAGAAUCACACAAUCUCAUUUUUUUAGAGAUUAUUGAACAUAUUGUAUUAGUUAUAUGAUAAAUUAGGUAGUUAAUUACUAAUGCAUAUCUCUGAGAUUAGAUUAUGGUUCCAUUUACGAUGAACGGAAAAAUUUUAUAUUUACAUUCUUGAGAAAUUUUAAAGAAUAAUUGAUACUUUUAUAUAAAAUGAAAAUUUUACAAUUAGUAAUAAGUAUUUGAAUUUGGGUUUUGAAUAACUAUCAAGACUGAAAAUGAUCUGACAGUAAGCCUACCGUCCAAAAUAGAUCUUAUUAUCACUACUAUUAUAAUGUAUUGUGAUAAAUGUUAAUGAAUUUUGUACAAACUCUUUCAUUUUUGAAAUAAAUAUCAUUAAUUAUUUUAACAAAAAGAA